Gavia stellata (red-throated loon) is the source of this 978-nucleotide messenger RNA. It is a transcript of the gene OTP, whose product is annotated as orthopedia homeobox. The transcript is spliced from 3 exons. The coding region runs from base 1 to 978 and encodes 325 amino acids. The record is from RefSeq and is a predicted model, not a curated record. Gene Ontology annotation, molecular function: DNA binding; DNA-binding transcription factor activity, RNA polymerase II-specific. Gene Ontology annotation, biological process: neuron differentiation; regulation of DNA-templated transcription. Lineage: Eukaryota; Metazoa; Chordata; Aves; Gaviiformes; Gaviidae.
AUGCUGUCUCACGCCGACCUCCUGGACGCCCGUCUCGGGAUGAAAGAUGCGGCCGAGCUGCUGGGACACCGGGAGGCGGUGAAGUGUCGGCUGGGAGUAGGGGGCUCGGAUCCGGGGGGACACCCGGGAGACAUGGCUCCGAACUCGGACACGGUGGAAGGGACCACCCUGCUGCCGGGGGAGGACAUCACCACGGUGGGCUCCAACCCCAGCUCCUUAGCCGUCAGCGCCAAAGACCCCGACAAGCAGCAAGGCCAGCAGGGCGGCCAGAACCCCAGCCAGGCUGGGCAGCAGCAGGGGCAGCAGAAGCAGAAGCGGCACCGCACCCGCUUCACGCCGGCGCAGCUCAACGAGCUGGAGAGGAGCUUCGCCAAGACCCACUACCCGGACAUCUUCAUGCGGGAAGAGCUGGCCUUGCGCAUCGGCCUCACCGAGUCCCGGGUGCAGGUCUGGUUCCAGAACCGCCGGGCCAAGUGGAAGAAGCGCAAGAAGACCACCAACGUCUUCCGCGCCCCGGGCACGCUGCUGCCGACGCCGGGGCUGCCGCAGUUCCCCUCGGCCGCCGCCGCCGCCGCCGCCGCCAUGGGCGACAGCCUCUGCUCCUUCCACGCCAACGACACCCGCUGGGCCGCCGCCGCCAUGCCGGGCGUGUCGCAGCUGCCGCUGCCGCCGGCGCUGGGCCGGCAGCAGGCCAUGGCGCAGUCCCUCUCCCAGUGCAGCCUGGCGGCCGGGCCGCCGCCCAACUCCAUGGGCCUCUCCAACAGCCUGGCGGGCUCCAACGGCGCCGGGCUGCAGUCGCACCUGUACCAGCCCGCCUUCCCCGGCAUGGUGCCCGCCUCCCUGCCCGGCCCCAGCAACGUGACGGGCUCGCCCCAGCUCUGCAGCUCCCCGGACAGCAGCGACGUGUGGCGGGGAACCAGCAUCGCCUCCCUCCGCCGCAAAGCACUAGAGCACACAGUCUCCAUGAGCUUCACCUAA